AUGGAUGAGUAUAAAAAACUCAUCUAAAAUAAUAGAGAAUGGGCAGCAAAAAUGAGAAUAGAAGAUCCACAAUUUUUUUUGAAUACUUCAAAAGAAAUUGAGCAUAAAUACUUGUGGAUAGGAUGUUCUGAUAGCAGAGUUUCUGCAGAGCAACUUACUAGUCUUCAACCAGGAGAUAUUAUAGUUCAUAGGAAUGUAGCUAAUUAGGUUAUUCACACUGAUUUAAACUGUUUAUCAGCAAUAUAGGGAGCAGUUGAUUUUCAUAAAGUAGAACAUAUAAUUGUAUGUGGCCAUUAUGGAUGUGGAGGUGUUAAAGCUGCAGUUGAAAACCCUAAUUUAGGUUUAAUUAAUAAUUGGAUACUUCAUAUCAGAGAUAUUUAUUUGAAACACAAAAGAAUUAUUGAUUAGACAAAAGGAGAUGAAAAAUUUAACAAAAUGAGCGAACUAAAUACUAUUGAAUAAGUUUACAAUUUAGGCAAUACAACUGUUUUACAAAAUGCUUGGAAUAGCAAGUAGAAAAUUUAAAUUCAUGGGUGGGUUUAUGGUCUUGAAGAUGGAAGAAUAAAAGAUCUUAAUAUCAGCUCCAGUAACUAUAGAGAAUUAGUCAAAAACUAUAAAAGAGCAAUAAAAUACUUAAAAGAAUAAUGA
This is a messenger RNA of Tetrahymena thermophila SB210, 648 nucleotides long. Its product is annotated as carbonic anhydrase. Gene Ontology annotation, molecular function: zinc ion binding; carbonate dehydratase activity. The record is from RefSeq and is a predicted model, not a curated record. Lineage: Eukaryota; Ciliophora; Oligohymenophorea; Hymenostomatida; Tetrahymenidae. Gene Ontology annotation, biological process: carbon utilization. The transcript has a single exon.